CUUUAUAAUUUCCCUUCAAAGUUCAAACGUUUGGAACACGUCCACUACUUACUCUUUCCACUUCGGUCAACCUUUGUUUAUUUACUUCUCACUCUUCCUUCCAAUUCCACCAUUCUCUCUUCUUCCAAUUUUGCUCCUCUUCUCUUUUCCCACGGCACAAUUCUCUCUUUCCCAUCUGAAAUUUGGCAUGGAACAAGGGUGGAAGAACAUGAUAGCAAGGCAACAGACUUGAAAUUAGGUAUAUGUAGGUGCAAGCAGAGGCAAGAGAGUUUUGGGGUAAAUAUUUUCAUAGGGGUAGCUAGUGUUAGCUAGGUCCAUGCAGAUUGAAAACAAUAAAUUUGAUCACAAUAUUGGGUCACUAAGACAAAGAUUGAUCUAGUAAGUUACCAUUCAACUUGCUUGACUCGUUGAAUCAACCAAGUCACUGAUUCGAAAUCCACUCAAACCAAAUCAUGGACAUUUCUGAUGUAAUGGGUGGUGACUCUUACUGAUUGAGUACUCGAUUUCUGACCUACGGUUCAAGCCGAGUCAGAUAGUUAUGGUGAGAGGGCCUGCAUUGUUAUGUUGCUCUCCUGCGCUGUUAUUGCUAUCAAUUUCCCUUCAAAGUUCAAACGUUUGGAACACGUCCAUUACUUACUCUUUCCACUUCGAUCAACCUUUGUUUAUUUACUUCUCACUCUUCCUUCCAAUUCCACCAUUCUCUCUUCUUCCAAUUUUGCUCCUCUUCUCUUCUCCCACGGCACAAUUCUCUCUUUCCCAAUAUAGCUGCAUCCUUUGUAGUGUAGUUUUGAGGCUUUGUUUCCAUGUUUUUCCUUCAUGGGGUGCUGAUAUUUCUCCCUUUUGCAUCAUUGGUUUUCCCCAAAAAUGGGUUCUUUUGAGAUGACUUGGUGAGUGCUGUACUAUUUGUUUUGGGUUUUGGCUUCAAUUUGGACUGCAUGAAAUGGAUUCUUCUGUGCCUCCUGUUGCUUUGGAAACUGAAGACAGCAUAAGCAGUUACUCCAUUCCUGAAAUCCCUGCUUUCAAACUUGACCAAAUCCUAGUUGCAACCCUUGCUCCUCUCUCUCAUGAUGAGUUCUCAGACCCAGUUAUCCAACCUCUUGGCAAAAGCCUUCACAAAAGAAAGCAGAAUCUGUGCACGGCAGAUUCUGCUGUCCUUUCAGGCCUGGAGGACUCUUGUGCAGUCAUAUCACCACCAGCACCAGACACUUUGGAAGUGCCUGAUGAUAGAGAUGGAACCGUUCUUCACACAACUUCUGAGACCACAGAAUCAGGUCCAGGGUCAAGUUCAACCUCUCUUUUUGUCUCUUCUGAUGAGAUUUGUUCCUUCAGAGAGGAAGAGGAAACACCAAGUCCAACUCCAAAGCAUGUGAAACGUGUUUCUGAUGUGAUCUUCAGUGAUCUUGAGUCAAACUACACAGAUACUGAUGAGUUUGAUGAUUCUCAGAUUGAGAGUGUUCCAGUGAUGGAACGUGCUGUGAGUAUUUCUGUGAUGGAACGUGCCGUGAGAUCUGGGAAGAAGGGUUCUUGCUAUAGGUGCCUCAAGGGGAACCAUCUCACACUAAAGGAGGUUUGCAUUGUUUGUAGUGCAAAGUAUUGCCGCAGCUGUGUGGUGAGGGCUAUGGGGUCCAUGCCAGAGGGAAGAAAAUGUGUGACUUGCAUUGGCUACAGAAUUGAUGAGAGAAAUAGAAGUAGGCUCGGGAAGUGUUCUCGUAUGCUGAAAGGGUUGCUGUCUGAGUCGGAAGCAGCCCAAGCCAUGGAUGAUGAAAGGUCUUGUGAAGCAAAUCAAAUACCACCAGAGCUUGUCUGUGUCAACUUGCAACCUCUGAAUAGGGAACAGCUUAAGUUGCUCCUCAAUUGUCGAAACCCACCAAAACAACUGAAGACAGGAUCCUAUUGGUAUGAUAAAUGCUCUGGACUUUGGGGAAAGGAAGGUCAACCACCUAGUCACCUGCAGAAAAACGCAAGCAAUGGAAACACCAACGUGUUUAUAAAUGUUCGUGAGAUUACAAAAGAAGAGAAAUUGGUGCUGCAGGUGGCUGGAGUGCCGUGGGAGGGAACGCGCAACUUUUGGGUGCAUGCCGAUGGAUCAUACACGGAAGAGGGACAGAUAUAUCUUAGGGGCAGUAUAUGGCAUAAGCGCAUAGUAAGGUUGACUUGUGCAGUUUUGUCUUUGCCAGUUCCUUCAAAGUCUGUAGCUCUUUCUUGUGAAGGUGAAAUAGCUAACACAGACAGCCUUAGUAAGAAAAUACUUAACAAAUUUCUACUUAUUGGCUCUGUCAAUUCUGAUUCAAAAAGUUUUAGUUGGGCUGUGGACAAUGCGAUAAUGAGUGAGAGUGAGACUGCAUCAAAAUUGGGAGCAUCCCCUGUCCGUAGUUUUGGUUCAGUUGUGGACAAUGCAAUAAGAAGUAGUAGUGCUAGUGAAGCAGAUUUGGGAACUGUUGCUUUGUCAGUGAACAUGAGGAUGGUAGUAGAUGCACUACCUUGAUUGUGUGCAAGGUUUUCCAAAUCAAAGAGUACUAAUGUAUUUUAUAAUACUACCUAGUAUCCAGAUUCAUGCUACAUGGAUUUUCGUCCCAGAUGGAUAUUUGCUUAUAUCCUAUUUUCGUCCCAAAUUGAUUUUUGA
Glycine soja is the source of this 2623-nucleotide messenger RNA. RefSeq names its product extra-large guanine nucleotide-binding protein 1-like. The record is from RefSeq and is a predicted model, not a curated record. The coding region runs from base 941 to 2485 and encodes 514 amino acids. The transcript is spliced from 4 exons. Lineage: Eukaryota; Viridiplantae; Streptophyta; Magnoliopsida; Fabales; Fabaceae.